Eufriesea mexicana is the source of this 327-nucleotide messenger RNA. RefSeq lists its product as uncharacterized. The record is from RefSeq and is a predicted model, not a curated record. Lineage: Eukaryota; Metazoa; Arthropoda; Insecta; Hymenoptera; Apidae. Bases 1 to 327 code for a protein of 108 amino acids. The transcript has 2 exons.
AUGUUAGUGAGUGUAAGCCAUUGUGAUUGUGACAUUAGAAGUCAAGAUCAUAUGAAGGUCAUAAAAUGGUUCCUGCUAAUUUCUUUGACCAUGGUUGGGAUGGCCUAUGAUCCAAACGAUAAAUCAUUGAAGGACAUUUUACUACCAGAAGGACAAUUCGAGGCGUUCUACUUAAAAGGAUCGCAGGAGGAGGAACAAAACGCCGUGAGGCCACCGCAUCUUCAUGGCUCGUUUCAUCAGUUCAAGAAUCCUGCCCUGGUUGGCGCUCCAAACAGCGCGGCCUACGGUUAUCGUUUUGAUGGAAAGCGUCGUUUUAAUUAUAAUUAA